Exaiptasia diaphana is the source of this 2416-nucleotide messenger RNA. RefSeq lists its product as uncharacterized. The transcript has a single exon. The record is from RefSeq and is a predicted model, not a curated record. Bases 215 to 1336 code for a protein of 373 amino acids. NCBI's taxonomy places the organism in Eukaryota, Metazoa, Cnidaria, Anthozoa, Actiniaria, Aiptasiidae.
UCUCGUGUAGUUUCCCUUCGACUUGGUGAGUCUUUUGUUGCUAGUUUCCGUGGAGAAAAUACUCACAUCAUUUUAUCAAAUACUGCUGCUAACUUGUCGGUAAAGACACUUAAGAACAGCUCAGCAGAAUAUAUACAGGACGAACGUGCUUAUUAUAUAUUGAAGCCUAGCUGUCUAUAAAUGUCACUUCACACCAUCACUCCGGCUGGGUAAUAUGGAUGCACCGAACAAGAAUUCCAGAGGAAAUAGGCUUUUUCUACCGAAAAUUGAAUACACCAGACUUGAAAAUAGUGUGCCCACAUUAGAAAAUCAUGAGGGAAAUGAAGACAUUAAUUUCAAUGAAGACACAGAAAACACUAGCGAAGGAAGCAAUUAUAAUACAAACAAACGAAAUGUGGGACAUAGUGAAAAACAGUCAAAGGAUCGACCAUCUGYUACUUUCACCAAAUUUUCAGUUUUGCCUCCGAUACGUAGCAAUGGAACAACGACAGGAAAAUAUUACAAGCACAUGAGUAAAAGCCUUUCCGAUGACAAAUUUGACGACGAACUAUCAUAUCGAAAAGCAGGGAGCUUACUGAGGCGCCAACCUGCUCUUUUCCAUAAAGAGCGCGGAGACGGUACAACUAACRCAAACACAGGAAAUCUCCAAAUUGUUGGCCAAAGUUACAAGGGGAAUUUYCAUCCAUCGAUUUUAGAUAAAAGGAAAAGCCAGCAUUUGAUAGCUCGAAGACCUUCUAGUACGCCACAAAGUGGCAGCAAACAGUGCAAUCAAGAGAGUGACUACCGAACACAACGGCUUACAAAAUUUAAGCGAUUUAAUUCAGAGUCUUCUCAAGAUACCAAUCCCAUUUAUCGAAAUACUUCGAGAUUAAUUCCAUCAAAUGAAAAAAAUAUGCUUUUAUUGAGUCCUACCGACCUCAAACGAGGUUCUUUGCUGUCAGUGAACAGUCAGCCAAGCCGACCGGUAAGCCGGUGUCACAUUGACAUCAAUAUGAAUGAUACAGAAACCUUAAUGCAACCGAAAGAAAGCGAAAAUCGUUCCUGCUCGGUUGCUGUAAACGCUCUUUCAGAAGAUACCGAGGAUUAUGAUUUCAGCCGUUCAACCUCUGCGCCUCUCGUCCAAAUCUCGAAUGAAGAUAACGAUUCGAAGCCUCCUUCUAUUCAAAUYCUAAUUGAUACUUUAGAAACAGCUAAAACUGAAAUCCCAGAAAAGCUUGAAUUACCGAAAAUGUCUGUAAGAGAGCAGAGAAGGCGUUCUGCACUAUGCAGAGUUAACUCGAAGCAGGUUGAUGAUUUUUUAUUGGUUCAUAAUUUAAAAGACCUUGGUCUUUUGUAGAUASAAGACCUUUUUGAUCAYGAUUUUCAUCCGUAAAAACCGAAAAUCUGUCUUGUUUAUACAAAGAACCGACUGACAAGGCAUAUCUCAAGAGCGUAACUAGGCACUGCCAAGAACUAACGAAAGCAAGCGAUUAUUCAUCUCACUAGGCUUUUGAGAGUUCUCAAUUGACACAAAAAACGACUAYAAUAAAUCUAGCUCUUAUCGACGGGAAUAUCUUAAAAAGCAGGUGAAACACGGCUUAGGCCAGUUUUAAAUCGCAACUUAURAAAUAAACUCACUUAAGAAUCUAAAAGCUCAACUUCAAGUGAGCCAAAAAUUUGCUGAAGAGUCUGACCGCUAGCUAGCUCUUUCRGUUUCUGWGUCGGAAAGUAGAUCAAUACUUUAUAAAUCUGUUUCCAUAUUUUUUUGAAUGAUGAUAUUUUGUACGCGAUAAUAACCAUUACCCUAGUUGAAAGCUCUCUUUUAAAAAGCAUAUAUAUGUAUAUAUAGAGAGAUAUAUUCCCCCCGGUGGGUCGCUCUUUGCAGCUGUUUCAACAGCUGACAUAUGCAUUAGUAAUAAAACCUUCAUUAUAUUCCAAAAAUCAUACGAUAAAUAAUGCAUGUUACAAAUAGUAAAGUGUUCUUUAAUUAUAACAAGCAUAUAUUCAACGAUUUUUUGGAUUAUUUCAUUGUGAAGAAAAGCGACUAAUAUUAAAUUAGCUCCCGCUGUUUUCCUAUAUUUUUUAUUAACGCUUUUGUUUUGGAUCGUUCCAUGCAUAUUUCAAGGAUCGGGCCAAAACCUUGUAACUGAAACAUUUUUUAAAUUGACGUUUUGCAUUUUUAUGUAUUUCGUAUUUGUCGCUUUAUAGUACGCGGAGAAAGCCUGCAAUAGCUAAAGAGUUUAUUUUCUCAUUCCUGGCUGUUUAGGUUGCCAUGACUACUUAUAUAAACCUCUUAACUAUGUAAGUAAACUAGUUUUAUUUGAUAAAUCUCUAGAUUUGAAUAACAUAUGUACGAUAGCGAAAGGAAGAUGACACGGAAAAUGGAACAAAUUGUCACUACCGUUUUGUUCAAUUUUUAAAUCUUUUUUUCAUUGUC